Messenger RNA from Polyodon spathula (Mississippi paddlefish), 1581 nucleotides. Its product is annotated as GRIP1-associated protein 1-like. Gene Ontology annotation, biological process: regulation of neurotransmitter receptor transport, endosome to postsynaptic membrane; neurotransmitter receptor transport, endosome to postsynaptic membrane; regulation of modification of synaptic structure. NCBI's taxonomy places the organism in Eukaryota, Metazoa, Chordata, Actinopteri, Acipenseriformes, Polyodontidae. The transcript is spliced from 5 exons. The record is from RefSeq and is a predicted model, not a curated record. Gene Ontology annotation, cellular component: extrinsic component of postsynaptic early endosome membrane; postsynaptic recycling endosome; glutamatergic synapse. Bases 19 to 411 code for a protein of 130 amino acids.
GCUGUUCACGGUGUAAAGAUGGCGCAAGCGUUAUCAGAGGAGGAAUUCCAUCGUAUGCAGGCCCAGCUUCUGGAGCUCAGGACCCAGAACUACCAGCUGUCCGAUGACUUGCGCAAGAACACAGCAGAGCUCAUUGCAUUCCGACUGAAGACCUCCACUCAAGAGAAAGAUCUAACAAAAGCACUGAAGGCUCUCAACAAGAGUAAGAAGGCUCAGGAGGUGGAUGCUCUGCUUAGUGAGAAUGAGAUGCUGCUGGGGAAGCUGCACAGCCAGGAGGAAGACUUCAGACUGCAGAACAGCACCCUCAUGCAAGAGCUGUCCAAGGUACAGCAGAAUCAUAUACCAGCCGUGUACCAACUGUACAGCCGCCAUCUCAAAGGCCGUGGUCUGAUCGUCGAGCUGGCCAAUUAAAGUGAAGGGUGCUGUUAGAUUUUGCAUGCCCUAUAAAAUAUGACCUUCUGUCUUGUGAAGCGUUUUGUGAUGGUGGUCCACUAUGAAAGACGCUAUAUAAAAUAAAGAUUGAUGAACCGACUGAUAAGAUGGAAGCAAGAGGUGGCGUGCUGGAUUUUCAAACUCACUCCAGCUUCAAAAUUGCAGUUGUAGGAACCGUGCAUUAUAUCAUCAGGGGUGGCCAACCGUGGUCCUGGAGGGUCCCUAUUCAGCAGGUUUUAUAGGUGACAUCAUCAGAGGCUAAAAAUCUGGAACACCUGUUAAUCUUGACUAAUUAAGCCAAUAAUUGGUUCAAUCAAGUAACUGAGCGAUUGGUUGAAAUGAAAACCAGCUGCCACAGUAGCUCUCCAGGACCAGGGUUGGAGACCCCUGCACUAGACCCUCCAAGGCUGGGCUGUCCAAGAUUAGACCGCUGAUCUAGUGAUCAGCCUGCAGCCUCUACAUUAGAAGGAAGGUUAGAACGGGGGUUCCCAAAAAUGUAGGUCGCGGGAGCAGUGACAUGCUAUAUCGAAUCCGCUGCCAAAGAAUACGUUUUGCAAAGUAUUAAGAACAAAACGGGCAGCUGCAGGAGUUUAAUGCAUUUGUACCACGGGCUCAGCUCUGAGGUGCUGGAAUGGGGUUUUUCUUUUGUAAAAGCGUUUUCAUACUAACGUUUGUACUUGAUAACAUUCAUUUAAAAAUUCAGUUGAUGCCUGUGAUGAGUACGUUUUUGUGAUUAAUUAGCUCUUAACAUUUAAAAUAGAGUACGUUGAUAUAUGUUUCAGUAUUAACUAAAUCAAGUUAUUAAUCAAACUGAUAAAUGUUGUUGCAUACCGGUAAUUGAUUUAUUAAAUCUAUGCUAUUUUAGUGUGUUUUAGAGUAGUGGCGAUAAAAGUAAAUUAUGCAAGGCUCUCGUUUCCUUCUGUAUUGUGCGCAUUCCUCUUGCUUGUGCAUGACAGUUCAGCGUGAGAGGUACCGGCUGGACGUUUUAGUUGCACGGCGUUCAGAAAUUAGGAUUUAAGAGUUAUGUUUUUGUGCACGCUGUACUGGCUUUACUCAAAAAGUGAUUCCUGUUCAGGUAAUAAUAGGGACGUGAACUUUCUUGUUUGAUGACCAAGAAAAAAAAGUGCAUUUCUAAAAUGUUAAGUUACA